AUGCCUAAAACGGUCAAGAAGCGCAAGACCACGGUGGAGCCCAAGCGCCGCGGUACGACACAUUCUACCGCGGCCAACAAGUCAACGCGAGCCGACGCUGGCACUCCCGAGUCGUCGUCCAGCCCCGCCACCGAACCCGAGUCCAUGUGCCAGUCCAAGCUCGAGAACAAGAACCACAACCACAACCAGACCGAGUCCAACCCCAGUGCCACAACACUCUCACCUACACCACUCCCCACAGCCACCGCCAGCCCCCUGGUCACGACCGAGGAAGCCAAGAAGGCCAACUUUCUCCAGCUCAUCGCGACCCUGCGCGCCCUGUGGGACACCAAGACCCAGCUCCUCGCCCUCGAACGCCGCACCACGCCUCCCGCAGAGCAUGCCGAGCGCGCAAACGCCAUGUACAACUACUUUCUGGGCAUCGCGCGCGAAUUGAACCGGUUUGCGUACCGGAAAGGAUGGGAUAUCCGCGUGAACAUGGACGAUUUCUGCUGGUAG
Molecule: messenger RNA, 498 nt
Organism: Apiotrichum porosum
Lineage: Eukaryota; Fungi; Basidiomycota; Tremellomycetes; Trichosporonales; Trichosporonaceae
Exons: 1
Coding region: 1-498 (165 amino acids)
Source: RefSeq, a predicted model, not a curated record